AUGCUAUGCCGGAGAUACGGACCGCACACCACAAUAUAUUGGGAACCAAAGGCCCAACACCUCAAACACCUAAUUGGAACAAGGUGCAACUUUGACCAAAAGUAUUAUCGGUACUAUAACAAGGCCAGCUAUAAUCACGACCUGCUUGCCCACAACAGACGACAUCAAGAUUUUGAACUUCCAAACCACCUUAUUAACAACUAUCAAUUACCAACUUAUCUACCUACAAUGGUGGUGGAUCCACAACUUACGCUUGACGCCUUUCUACCUAAUCCUCAUCCAACGCAACCAACACCACUCAUAAGUAAAGAAGUGUGCCAAGGUGUGAAUGCGGUGUUUGCUACUGCUCAUAAUACCCGGAUGAACCGAGGUUGCCCACACAAGGCCUGCUUUGACUGUUGCAACAAACUUGGUACUCUAGCAUGUUUGCCGCAUGAGGCUCAGGCCAGGAAGAAGACAAGGGAAGCUGUCACCGAUGGAAUUGAAGGACAACAAUCCGAACAACCUACACCUUUGAUCACUGCCGCUAUUCCAACGCCACAUUCCAGGGUUUCAUCAAACACUGCAGUGAAUGAUGAAAACCAAUCGACUCAUCCAACAACCAAACCAUCAGAGGACUUGGCACCUAGCACCCAAGCAGGACGUACCUUCACCCGCCGUCUCAGCCCAACUGAAUUAAGUAAGUUUCGAAGCGUGUCGAUCAACAAACAAGCCGAAGAGAGAAUCCAAAACGAUGCACUUGCGUUAGCUAAGAAGCUAGUUACUAUGGUGGUAUGGCCCGGCAACGAGCAAGACCCGUUUGGUUCCGAAACGUGGCAUGUACAGGCUAACAAAUGGCCUUUAUUUUCGCUGGACGAGUCAGAAGAGUUGUUAUCUCUUGUGGAGUCACGACUUGGGGCAAAUUGGAAGGGAGGUCUUAGGGUUUGGAAUCAUGAAGAACACGGCUGGGUCCACAUCAAAAUGUCUACGCAAGAAUUGUAUCCAAAAGAUUGUAAGAAGAUUCUAGUUCUACUUCCCAACGUCAAACCUUCGAACUGUGAAGGUAUCGAUCAUCAUCUGGCCUCCGUUGCACCCAUAUCGGAGAAGGCUGCUAUGGACAUACGUCCUAUGAUCACACCCACCCAACAAUCACGUACAUCCCUCUCAGUCACCCCAACACCAUCGCGUACACCCAUCUCGAUCACCCCAAUCCAUUCACAACUAAACACCACCUCUUCUUCAUCUCCAACACAUAUCUCAGAUUCAGAAGACGAACGUGAUGUGGCUACGAUGAACCUUAUCAAUGACGCUGUUGUCAAAGCAACCACCGGUAAUGAAGGCAGCUCUUCACCAAUUAAAUCCCGUCGUGCUCAGUGGCCUCGAGGUGUCACCAUGCACUCCAUGGUUACUUUUUUUGAAAGAUCUAUGCGCAAACAGACUUUGAUGAAAGUUGCGUGGGAAGAGCAAUUUCAAUCUUCUUACACAUACGCCUCAUCAACUGUAUCAACUUAUCGGGCUUUGCUGAAGGGAAUUGGACUCACUCGUUUGACUGAGUAUGUUGAAAAACAUGGUGACCACACGGUCCAACAAGCAAAGGAUUAUUUUGAUGAUGUCGACAACAGAACUUCCAAGCGUGCUCGACAAUGA
Molecule: messenger RNA, 1626 nt
Organism: Melampsora larici-populina 98AG31
Lineage: Eukaryota; Fungi; Basidiomycota; Pucciniomycetes; Pucciniales; Melampsoraceae
Exons: 5
Coding region: 1-1626 (541 amino acids)
Source: RefSeq, a predicted model, not a curated record